Messenger RNA from Pseudocercospora fijiensis CIRAD86, 1133 nucleotides. RefSeq lists its product as uncharacterized. The coding region runs from base 139 to 1086 and encodes 315 amino acids. The transcript is spliced from 2 exons. Lineage: Eukaryota; Fungi; Ascomycota; Dothideomycetes; Mycosphaerellales; Mycosphaerellaceae. The record is from RefSeq and is a predicted model, not a curated record.
CUGGAUUACAAUACCGAUUUGACAUAUUCUGCUUCGUCCGAGACCGAUGGGACAACCAAAGCUUUGGACAUCAGCGUACUCCAUGAGCUUCUGGAAGCCACCCAGAAAGAGGUCGAUUGCCAGGUCUGCUACAACAUCAUGCUGGAUCCGGUCACAACUUUCUGUGGCCACACCUUGUGCCGUGAGUGCAUGGCAAGAGUUCUCGAUCAUUCGCUCCAUUGCCCUGUGUGUCGUCGGGAUCUUGCGCUGCCCCCUGCUCUCUUCAGGCAGCCCAGCAACAAGACCCUGGUCAGUCUGCUCAAUGGACUUUGCCCGGAAAUGAUUAGCUCGCGAGCGGAAGCUGUGGCUGCUGAAGAGAGAGGUAGUCGUGGCCUCUCCAACGUACCGCUGUUCGUGUGCGCCCUCGGCUUCCCACACCAACCGACCUUUUUGCGGAUAUUCGAACCUAGAUAUCGAUUGAUGCUGCGGCGAGCCCUAGAAGGGAAUCGACAAUUUGGCAUGCUGAUGUACAACCGAUACGGAGAGCCCCAGGGCGACCUUGGCACUGUCCACUUCUAUCAGUACGGAACCAUGCUCCACAUCGUUCACGCACAACUGUUGGCAGAUGGCACCAGUCUGAUCGAAACUCGUGGACUUUAUCGUUUCCGCGUGAAGAGCCACGGAUCCCUGGACGGAUACACAGUGGGCGAUAUUGAGCGAUUGGACGAUGUCAGUCUGGUGGAAGAAGAGCGAAUAGAAGCGGAGGAGACCUCGUUGCCACCCGCUCAAGAUGGCGACAUUGCCGGUCAGGUUACUAGGAUGUCGACGCAAGAGCUGCACAUGCUCGGUCAAACAUUCAUCACGCGCAUGCAAGGCAGGAGUGCGAAUUGGCUCCAGCAAAGAGUCUUGGACAUUCACGGACAGCCACCAGAAGAUGCAGCAUUGUUUCCUUACUGGUUUGCAAGUGUCCUCCCCAUCAGUGAGGAAGAGAAGUACAAGCUUCUUGGAACGCGAACGGUGCGAGAGCGAUUAAAGAUCACGGCAACGUGGAUUCGAAGGAUGGAGACGCAAAGAAGGCAAUUAAUAUUCGAGUUUGAUGAAGACUGACUGUAGUUGAUUAGGUAUCAAAGCAAUUCAUGCCGCAUUCUAUGACU